AUGGCACCCGCCCUCGGCCAGAUCUUCCCCCCAAACCCUACUUUUGUCGAGAAAGACAUGCCCGACCUGACGGGAAAGGUAACUAUCGUCACUGGUGCAACCUCCGGAGUCGGUUUCAACGCAGCAUCCAUUCUAUAUUCAAAAAAUGCCACUGUUUACAUCGCAGCCCGAUCUGCCGACAAGGCCCGCACGGCUAUCAACGAGAUCCAGACCUCCACGGAGGGAGCACAUAGCCGUGGUCGCCUCUCCUUCCUACAACUAGAUCUGUCCGACCUAGCGAGCAUCAAAGAAAGCGCCAAUAGGUUAUUGGAACAGGAAGACCGCCUUGAUAUACUGAUUCACAAUGCCGGGGUCAUGACUCCCCCGGCGGGCAGUAGGACAAUUACUGGCCAUGAUCUUGAAAUGGGAACAAAUUGUCUCGGUCCCUACCUCUUCAAUAAACUCCUUCUUCCCCUUACUCAGCGCACCGCGGCCACGGCUCCUGCGGGUAGUGUGCGCGUGGUGUGGCUAUCAUCCAUGUUGGCCUCGUUUGCGGCACCCGGUGGAAUUAUCUUCGAUGAUGAAAGUGAUUCUCCGAAGGUUCUGUCUGAUGCGAUGCAGAACUAUAUGGAAAGUAAAGUGGGGAAUAUGUUUAUCGCCAAGGAGAUGGCGAAGCGGUAUGGUGGGGAUGGCAUUCUCAGUUUGAGCGUGCAUCCCGGCCUCAUGAAGACUGAGUUACAAAGACAUAAUUCUGCUAUUCAGUCCACGGUUAUGGGCUGGAUAUUCAAAGGUCCCCGAUACGGAGCAUACAGUGAACUCUUUGCGGCGCUGUCUCCGGAAGUUACGGAAGAGAAGAAUGGAGCGUAUAUUAUUCCCUGGGGGAGGUUCGGCCCUAUCCCUUGUCAUCUUCAGAAGGCCUUGGUGUCGAAGCGUGAUGGAGGGGCAGGGACGGCGGAGAGGUUUUGGGCUUGGUGUGAGAAGGAAACUGCUCCGUAUCUAUGA
Aspergillus eucalypticola CBS 122712 is the source of this 981-nucleotide messenger RNA. RefSeq names its product short-chain dehydrogenase. Lineage: Eukaryota; Fungi; Ascomycota; Eurotiomycetes; Eurotiales; Aspergillaceae. Bases 1 to 981 code for a protein of 326 amino acids. The transcript has 4 exons. The record is from RefSeq and is a predicted model, not a curated record.